AUUCGAAUGCCCACAAUGUUUGUUGGCUUCCAUAUUUAGGCUGUUACCUAGCGUCACAGUCGGCCACACUGGACCCCACACAUAACAUAACCGAAAAAUGAACAAAUGUUUUAGGUGCCAGCCCCGGAUAUUGCUUUCCCAGUUCAGCCUACCGCGAUGCUAUGCCGCAGUGCAGCCGCGAUGUCCACCGCCACAGGAAAAGCCCGUAGUCGGUUUGGCACACAAACCCGAUCCCAAGGCGGUGAAGUGUGACUACAUCGGACCGCCGGACGCGCAAUCGAACCUACGUCCGUACGUACGGCACUACGGCGAUGAGGAGACACGGCUGGCGAGGAGCUUACGCCUGAAGCGGAUCGAGGUGGAGGCGUGGAACACGGACUUCUGGACCAGACACAAUAAGCGCUUCUAUGAGGAAAAGGAGGACUUCAUUCGGCUGCACAAGGAGAACGGAACUAGCGAGGUUUCCGCGGACCAGAUGAGCCACUUCUACAAAGCGUUCCUGGACAAGAACUGGCGCAUCCACAUCAUGUACAACAUCUCCUGGUACCUGAAGAACUUCGAUAUUCUCACCCUGGCCGCCGCAGUCCAGCUCCAGAGGCUUCUAGCGCUGGCCAAGCGGAGAACCUAAAGUUAAAGCUGCAAUAUCCGUCGGCCCUAUUUUGUUAGCAGUUUCCCCCAGUUAGCCGUUUGAAUUUUACCAUAAGUUGAAAUAAAAGAUCGUGUGCGUAAAA
This is a messenger RNA of Drosophila santomea, 731 nucleotides long. RefSeq names its product COA8 family protein CG14806, mitochondrial (gene Coa8). The transcript is spliced from 3 exons. The record is from RefSeq and is a predicted model, not a curated record. The coding region runs from base 98 to 628 and encodes 176 amino acids. Lineage: Eukaryota; Metazoa; Arthropoda; Insecta; Diptera; Drosophilidae. Gene Ontology annotation, cellular component: mitochondrion. Gene Ontology annotation, biological process: intrinsic apoptotic signaling pathway.